This is a messenger RNA of Yamadazyma tenuis ATCC 10573, 2870 nucleotides long. The record is from RefSeq and is a predicted model, not a curated record. Lineage: Eukaryota; Fungi; Ascomycota; Pichiomycetes; Serinales; Debaryomycetaceae.
AUGCGGUUCAACACCCGCAGGUCAUCACGUCUGGAACACGACGAUGAUUUACACUCCUCCAAUACUAACAACAAUCUCGGCACGCCGUCAGAGGAUCCUCCUUCGUAUGAUCUCUCCAUGAGCUCAUCCCUGUCCACAUCAACAGGACCACCACCGAUUAGUCUGCAAAGCAGUUCCAGUAUCUUACGUGGCACAUCGUUACUCUCUCUCAAUGAGAAACCCAAGAAGAAAAAGAAUGUUCCGUACAGACCAGCUCCAGAACAGCAAAGUCAUAUCGAUAAGCUCGGAUCAUCUAACGUCACUUCCAUCUCAACUGUAUCUUCCAACACUCACACUGAAUACUUUGAUGUGUUACCGUCGUUUCAGAUGUUCCAGUCGAUAUUGAAACGAGAUGAUGAGCAGUUCAACGAGAACUUACUGAUCCUACCACCAGAGUAUGGUGAUACCAGAAACACUUCUCCUUCACCCCCAAACUUAUCUCCAAUGAGUAGUGCUUCAAGCACCCCUGGUACUGAGCAGCACGAGACUAUCGAUGGGAUGUUACGUCCUGAGACCCUGCAAGAACAGGAGUAUAAUUUCGAAGAAAACUAUGGAUUCGGUGAAGACGAAGCAGAUGAUGGGCUCCAGAACUCUAACAGAGAGUACUACAGUAGGAACAACAUCACCAACGCCAAUAACACAUACGGGCACACUGUGUUGGAUAACAUCGACCGGUUGCCGAAACUUAAUACUUCGCCCAUUGAUAUCCAGGUUUUUUUAACUAAAGGAGUCCCUGAACCCCAUAUGCAAAAUGAGCUAGAAACAAGACUCAAAGAGUAUACUAACGGAGAUUUGGUCAAUGGGUAUAUUGUUAUCCACAAUACUUCGAGCAAACCUGUGAGUUUUGGGCUAUUUACAGUGUCAUUAGAAGGGACCACCAAGGCUGUGGAAAAGAAAACCAACUCCGACCAUCACAACCUGUUCUCCAAGGUGUUGAUGAAAAAGUUUUUAAAGAUGUAUGAUUUGAAUGCAUCAUAUGGAUAUACAGAUGUUCCCAACAGUGCUGGGAUUGAGUAUAAACCAGGUUCAAGAGACUUAUAUGACGACUGCAUUCUUGGAUUGCCAAAUGAGAGAAUCCUUGUUCCUGGACAAAAAUACAAGAAGUUCUUUACUUUCAAAUUUCCCAACCGUCUACUCGAUACCACCUGUUCUUCCAGCAUUCUUCCACACAUUCUUUCUCCACCAUCAGUAGGGGUCGAUAGUACCUCGUUCAAUGGGAAAGCUAGCCAUAUCGAAUUGAAUAAAGCUUUGGGGUACGGGUUUAUUCCCGACAGGGGAACACCUUUACUUACAAGAGAUCAUGGGUUUCACGACAUGAGUGUUUCGUACACAAUUGAAGCAAAGUUUAUUGACAAGGUGAACAGCUCCCAAGAAGUUCCCGUUAGUCACAACGAAAUCAAUGAGUCUGACAAUAUGAAAGACUAUGUGGUUUCACGAGGAGCCCAGUAUUUUUUGCGGUUCAUUCCCGACUUGAAAGAGCUUAUUUCAUAUUUCAAUGAGGACAUCAUCUUUGGAAAUGAGACCUUUGGGAGCGUUGGUAUCGAUGGUAAAUUGUUCAACAACUAUAUUUAUACCAAGACUUGGAGGGAACUUAAUAGCCUCAACUCGCUAAUUGAGCAAGAAAUCGAUGCUCGUCUCGAAAGAGAACAACUCUCGGACGAUGAUAUCAAACAUAAAAACCUCAUCAUUGACAAUUACAAUAACACCAAUAUUAGACAAACUUCAAUCGUUGCCAAGGAACAACAACUCCAACUGCAACAAGUGGACGAGGAAGCAUAUUAUUGUGAGAAACGAAUGAUAGGAAGUCGAUACCCAGUCGAUGUGUUUAGCAAGAAGAAGAAGAAGAUAUUGUCCUCACUAGUGAAGGUCGGUCACCUGAAGAUGUACGUUCAGGUUCCUGACCAGCCCGUGACAUAUGAGUCUCCUAAGUUGAUAAAACGGUAUAACCUCACGGAUGAUUAUAGUCUUAAGUCCAAUGAACUUGUACCUGUUAACAGCAUAAGCAGCAACCGGAUCAAUGAAUUAUACCGCAGAAUAGAAGAUGAUUACGCAAAGGACGUUAAAGUUUCGGUGGUAUUCGAAGGUUUGGAUUCUGGGUGUACUCCUCCACCCAUUGCUAAUAUCGAUUGUAACAUAGUUGCAUGGUCAUUCAAGGCAGAUUACCCUUUACCGUGCGAGUUUGAAUACGACUUUUUCUAUGAAUCCUUGCAUCCCUCGACAAAAAAGGUGGACCAAGUGGAAAUCACCAAACAGAACCUCCAGCAGGUUAAAGACCAAACGGCCAAUUAUAUUCAUUUCCUCAAGGCUAAUAAGACGUUUAUUUCAAAAAAUUCUUACCUUUACUUGAAAUCCAUGAAGACAUUAGGGAUUAAACGUGAUACCAUCACCGAAUUUUUUCUGCCAAUUUCCGAAACUUCCCACCCUGAAAUUUUCGCCGAUAACUGGAAACUUACAGGUACCAACAAGUGGACUAAAGACUUACGCAUCCCACUAGACAUCCUCAACAAGCACAAUAUUGCCCUCAUUCCAACGUUCCAAAGCUGUUUAUUUGGGCGAUUAUACUGCUUGCAAGUUGUGGUAAAGUUUAAAGGGGGUAGUGGAGAACGUAACGAGUUUGCUGAUAACGUGGUUACUACUGAAGUGCCGGUUUUAGUGGGUUAGUAGUAUCAUUUAAUAGCAUAAUGCACCAAUCGAUUUCGCACCCAAGUCGUGGCAGCCGCUACCACCAACUCCGGCGCGGAGAUGGCACCGGCGCACCCAAUUACCUGCUCUCACGUGAGUAUGACGCAUCGGUCCUCCAUAUGACUCUGAAUAAAUUAAAUCAUCUCACA